AUGUACGCCAUAGCCAUCUUGGGGAACUUCACCAUCCUGUUCAUCUUGAAGACGGAACCAAGCCUCCAUGUCUCCAUGUCCUAUUUCCUCUGCAUACUGGCCAUCAGCAACCUGGUCAGGUCCAUGUCCAUCGUGCCCAAAAUGCUGAGCAUCUUCUGGUUCAAUUCCAGGGAGAUCAAUUUCACUGCCUGCCUCACCCAGAUGUACUUCGUUCACUGCUUCUUAGUGAUGGAGUCUGAGACCCUCGUAGCCAUGGCUUUGGAUCGCUACGUGGCCAUCUGCCAUCCCCUGAGACAUUCCACCAUCCUGACAAACUCUGUGGUGGCCAAGAUUGGCCUGGCAGUGGUGCUGUGUGGCCUCAUGCUCAUAAUGCCCUAUCCCUUGCUGGCAAGGCAGCGGCCCUAUUGCAGAACCAACAUCAUUUCUGAGCUGUACUGUGCACAUAUAGCUGUGGUGAAGCUGGUCUGUGCCGAUACCUGUGUCAGUAGUUGCUACAGCCUUUUUGUGCUAUUCUGUGUGAUGGUUCUGGAUGUGAUUUUUAUUGUUGUGUCCUAUAUCCAGAUUCUCAGGGCCAUCUCCAGGCUCCCCACAAAGGACGCCCGGCUCAAGACUUUGGGGACCUGUGGCUCCCACCGCUGUGCCAGUUUAGCCUUUUACAUCCCAGCUCUCUUCUCCUCCCUCAUGUACUGGUUUGGGCAGAAUGUGGCCAUAUAUUUCCACAUUCUCAUUGUCAACAUAUGCCUUUUGCUGUCCCCCAUGCUGAACCCCAUCAUCUACGGGGUGAGGACCAGGCAGAUCCGGGACAGGCUGCUCUGGCUCUUUACUCAUAAAGGGACAUAA
This is a messenger RNA of Chelonoidis abingdonii (Abingdon island giant tortoise), 840 nucleotides long. RefSeq names its product olfactory receptor 52M1-like. Gene Ontology annotation, molecular function: olfactory receptor activity; G protein-coupled receptor activity. Gene Ontology annotation, cellular component: plasma membrane. NCBI's taxonomy places the organism in Eukaryota, Metazoa, Chordata, Testudines, Testudinidae. The record is from RefSeq and is a predicted model, not a curated record. Gene Ontology annotation, biological process: G protein-coupled receptor signaling pathway.